Messenger RNA from Neospora caninum, 1194 nucleotides. RefSeq lists its product as hypothetical. The transcript has a single exon. NCBI's taxonomy places the organism in Eukaryota, Apicomplexa, Conoidasida, Eucoccidiorida, Sarcocystidae. The record is from RefSeq and is a predicted model, not a curated record. The coding region runs from base 1 to 1194 and encodes 397 amino acids.
AUGGGUAGACCAAACGCCUUCAGAGUGUCGCCUACGGAGAGAGAGAAAUCACCUUUGCACGCGAAUGCAUCCAGCCCCCAGGCAAUAGACACACCGAAUGACGCAGGCGAUUCAUCUCACGCCGAGAGGGACACUUAUGAUGCGAGGAUUCCAUGUCGCAACGCACCUCGAGUGGACUUGGAGGCGCGAGACGCCAACCGCCGGUCCGUUCGUUCAAAUCGCUCACAUCACGCGAAAAAGGGCGUGGAGGUUCAUACGGGCUUUGAACACGAACACGUGCACGUGCAUCCGCCAGGAGGGAUCGCUUCCAGUUUGCACGAGGAAGGCGGCGGCGACGCUUUGACCGAGUCCGACUGGUCGACGCAAAGCUCGCGUGUCUCGGGCGCCGAAGAACGGUUGUCCACGGAGGUCGUUCUGAGAGGCCUUCGCGAGGCAACCAAGGAACCGCCUCCACGCCCCGAGCCUGGAGACUAUCCGGUGCGGAGUAUGCGAGCACGAGUGCAGGCAAGCGUGAGGAAACGAAAGAGCCAAGAACGAGUGCGGCGUUCUUCACAGCUCGUCCACAGCGACGACGCCUCAGACGAUUUCGCUGCCGUCGCCGACGAGAGAGCGUCACGGAGUAUGGCCUCGUGGUCCGAAUGGUCGGGCACGAAAACGGGCAGAAGGAAAGCGGCCAAGACCCAACAGAGGAAGGCGUUACCGGCUUCUCCGAGACCAAGGCCUCUGUGCAGCCUACGAGAAGCUUCCCUGGAGUUGAAGAGUACUCUCGUCGAUGAAGAAAGUCAGCUACGGGCCAAGAACGCCGCCGUGGACUGUCAACAGGACAUGGCGUUCGGACGCGCUCUCCAGGCAUCCCACAACCCGAGUUGGUGUUGCGACCGAGCCAUUUCGCCGUCAGCUAGGAGUCGCUCGUCUUUUGAGUUCGAGGCAACAACUCUUUCCUGGGCCGACGCAGCGAGCGACGGGGCUGGGGGCUCAGAGGCCGGAGCAAGACCUCCCCGCGCGACGGUGGAGCUGCAGAGCGGAAAACAGCUGGAAGAAUGGAGGUCCAACGCCCAGUCUACAGACGGAGACGGCGAGACAGGGCCCGCGAGCGAGGGCAACGUGGACGCGCUCGGAAAGGGGCGCACGCAGUCGGCGAACACGGUUCUCGAGAUUGACAUGCGGGAGACCGCCACACAAGCAAAACAGUAA